AUGCGCCGAGCUGUCAUCGGCAGGGCGCUAGAUCUCCUAGAUGCCAUUCACCGAGCGUUCGCAACGCCGGUCACUGAUGAAGGAUCUUCGCGAUACACGCGAGCUGAGAUCGGGAAUACUGAUCUUGAAGAUGCAAGACGCCGUCAAAUUAUACAUGCCCUAUUGGAUCUCAUCUCCUUGGAGGGCAUUUACCCGUCUUUGUCCUCGGGCGUUGGCAUUCCUCUACAACAAAGGGUCAUUUCUGUACUGCCAGCCGGGAUCAUUGCAAAACAGACCACCAUACCAGCAAGCAGUACGCCACACGACGGGAUACUUCUUGCCAGAGUCAUGCGUAUUCUCGUCGAUAUCGUGUUGGACGAAAGAGACAGCAUUCAACCCAUUAUUCGCAGUCGCAUCCUCAGCGAUCUCAUAAGUGGAUUAUCCGAUCUUGCAUUCAACCCCAACACCAUGCCCUCCGAAAGGAAAAUGCAGGAUCAAAAAGCCUUCCAGGUGAUCAUCGAUGAGUCUCCAAGUGCAGCUCUCUUACCUACUCUAUCUGCGUUUCUUCAGACCGAUACAACAGCCUGGUUCAGGUCAAUUGUGUCACGACAGAUUGCCCGAAUCCCAAUGCGAGAGGGCGGGGUGAUGCAUACUAUUCUUUUUAUAAUGUCGCAGGUGGGCCCGUCGCUCGGACAAGAAGCCCAAGCGGAGCCCACCAAUGGGCCUCAUUUCACAGUGCAAGGAAUGAUGCAGAUCUCGAAGCUUUUGUCUGCUGUCCCGCAGGAUACUGAACCGUCGACCUACUUUGACGCCCUCGCUCCUCAGCUACUAGAGUUGCUUGACGGGGACGACCCUGAUCUGAGAAGAAUUGCCUCUUAUGUCAUUGGCAACGGGAUCCUAGGCAAACGCGCCUAUGGUGCACCAGGAACUAUCGGGCAUUCUAUCUUUGUCGAGCCGAUAUUCGCGGCACUGACGGCUGAGAUUGAUAGUAACUCGGUACGGUGGCUUUCGGCACCGUACUCUGCAGACGUCAGGGCCACCAUGUUGCCAGAGAACCAGUCUUUUAAGACUGCCGUUCGAAGCCAACACAUCCUUGUCGCGCUGAACAGACUGAAACUUCUCGCACUACAACAUCCAAAUCCUGGUCUGGUGAAGAGGAUUAUUUAUCCCAUUUUACUGCCAUUAUGGGGCCUAGCCUGCUAUUCUCAGCAAGAGCAAUUCAAUGAGGUCCACACCGGGGUCAUGAGUCUGUUGCAGACAUACUUCAGCAUAUCAGUUGGCGCUUUGCCCUUAAAGAAACUAGUUGACAACCUUAUGUGGGACGGAGGGCCGACUUGGACAUAUACCAAGGACUUUCAGGGCCAAAUUGCCUACAAAGCGCGAUCUAGGCCAGACAACAACCAAUUCGAUAUGAUCAGGCUCAUGGACUCAUUGCAAACUCGAGCUGAUCUGUUCGUUGGCCUCUUGGGUACGGACCCAAGCACCGAGGAGCGAACUGCCGACAUUUUUCUGCAUGUCAGUCAGUCCUGGCUCGUUCAGCCCUCAACCCAGGAAAAUGCCAGGGCUUCUAUCUCUAGCGAGGAUGCCGAAGACAGCGCGAAUAUCAUGAAAAGACUUGUUUGUGCGAAGGUAGCCGAAAGAUUGCUUGACAGUUUCAAGGACACGCUGUCACGCCAACCCUUACGAGUCCUUGAACUUAUCAAACAAGUGAUUGAUGGAGAGCUUCACAGGCUCAAAGGCCAACGUGGACCUGUGUCGUCUCGCAAUAUCGAGAAGAUUUCUUUGUCAUCCCUUGCGAGUAUUGUGCCGGAGCGUAACGAGAGCAAGGAGGAUGAAUCUGACCAAGACACAUCUGAUUCCUUGACUACCGCCUUCAGCUUACUCUCGACGGUGCUUGCAUCUCCAGAGUUUGCGUUGUCUGAGGAAACAAAGAGCCUUUUGGAAUCGCUCAAAGACCAUCUCGACCAAUUGAUCCCGCGUCUUCCAAGCUCAUUAGCUAAGCCAGCGACUACUUCGUCAAUGCUGCUGGAGAUUCAGCUCACGUCACCUGAGAAUGGUGAGCCCAAAGCGGUUUCUUCGCACAUCACGGACCUUGAAACACACCGUCAAGCGUUGGCAAACCUCAGCUCAGAUCUCCCGCCAGUCCAAGCAGAGGGCUUCUCCCUUCUGUCCAAGUUAAUAUUGAAAUCAUCACCUGUGCUGGACAUCCCAUCAACCCUGACACUUCUUCUCUCAAUCAUUACGGACACCUCUGAGGCCCAUGCAAACGACGAAUUCAUUUAUCUUAACGCUAUCAAGCUUAUCGGCACGCUUGCCGCGCGUCACCCACGGACCGUUGUAAAGACGUUGGUUGACAACUACACUGAUCCCAGCGAACAGAAGACUUUAGACCAGCGUCUCAAAAUUGGCGAGUCUCUUCUGAGGACAGUCCAAGACCUUGGCGAAGCUUUGGCCGGCGAUACAGCUAAAACCCUCACGGAAGGUCUCAUCGCUGUGGCUGGACGGCGUGGCCACAAACCACUAACCCAGAAAACACGCCAACAGCUGGAAGAGAAGGAGAGAAGAGAGAGCGAGCGUGAAAAGCGGAGGCAGCAACAGACUGGAUUGCCGGACAUCUCUGAUCUUCUGGAUGACGACUCAGAAACCGAGUCACUAGAGCAAAAUGCCUUCGCUGCGUCGAUUGUCGCUGCAUGGGGUGCUGGCGCGCCUAGUGACGAGGAGCCUGAAGAUUUGCGCGUGCGUGCAUCGGCACUGUCUAUUCUCGCUUCCGCGGUGCAGACAAAUAUUCUCGGGCUCGGACCUACAAUCAUCUCUUCUCUGCUAGACCUCGCCAUGGCAACGCUGACGCUAGAACCGGCCACCGAAAGUGCGAUUCUGCGACGAGCGAGCGUCGUACUCAUCUUGGAUGUUUUGAAAGCCCUGGAUUCGGCGCGGGAGGCUCGAAACGGACAAGAUCUUGGUUUCGGAUUCUCACUUAUUGACGAGGACCCAUUGCUAUCUUCCCGCGAAAAUAACAGACGCGGCCCUUCUACCGUGGCAAGUAUCCCGAGGAUGCUCCGUACUCUUGGCUUUGUCGAGAGUGUCGAGACAGAUGGUAUCGUCAGGGGCCAUCUCCGUGCGUUGACCGAGAGUCUUGAAGCUUGGAUGGAGAAAUCUAUCAUGUGGGGAAUUGGUGCUCAAAAUGGCGGCGAACCAAAGUUGGAGCUAGGAGAUCGCAUUGCAGGCUUGGACAUCGAUCCGCUGGCCGGAAGAGGUUCCGGGGAGCCUCGGAUUGAGGAAAUUGAGUAG
Molecule: messenger RNA, 3267 nt
Organism: Penicillium oxalicum
Lineage: Eukaryota; Fungi; Ascomycota; Eurotiomycetes; Eurotiales; Aspergillaceae
Product: RTP1/Tango6 family protein
Exons: 2
Coding region: 1-3267 (1088 amino acids)
Biological process (GO): protein secretion
Source: RefSeq, a predicted model, not a curated record